Geodia barretti is the source of this 2297-nucleotide messenger RNA. The record is from the annotation of a GenBank genome assembly. Lineage: Eukaryota; Metazoa; Porifera; Demospongiae; Tetractinellida; Geodiidae.
AUUGAAGUGGCAGCAGUCAACAAUGCUGGGACUGGAGUCUACAGUACCCCCAGAGAUCAACUGACACAAGAUGCGUUGUUCCUGUCGGUGGGCUCAGUUUCCACUACAACUAUAACCAUUUCUUGGACACUGGCUGAAGAUGUGACUGCUACCUCAUACACCGUCUCAUACUUUAACACUAACUGCUCCGGUGACACUGGCAGCAUCACUACCUACAGUAUGGAGUACAGACUGACUGAACUGGAGGAAGGAACUACAUACCUCAUCACUGUCGCUACCACUCUAAGGAGUCAGAUCGUUAAGUACAACAUCACAGCUGCUACAAAUGCCACUGUCCCAUCUGCCCCUCCCUCCUCUUUGGAUGUUUGUGUGGUUAACUCUUCCACCAUCACUGUCGAGUGGGGAGAGGUGCCUUGUAUCCAUCAGAAUGGAGUCAUCACAGGAUACUCAGUGAGGUAUCAGGUAGUAGGAGGUCCAAAUACAGGGACCAUGGUAAACAUUACUGGAGGAAGUAUAUCUAAGACUACAAUCUCAAAUCUCGAUUCUUCCACCAACUACUCAAUUCAAGUGGCAGCUAAAAGUAGUGCUGGUACUGGAGAGUAUAGUUCCUCUGUCUUUGUGGAAACCCCACCAGCCGUAUUCUUAAGGCUAAAUUGUGAAAUCUUCACUAAUCAUAGCUAUGUGGAUAUCAGUCAUAUUGGCUCCACCGAUGACACUGCUCUACUGUGUAUCACUAACCGUCCUCCACCAUCUGGUAGUCCUAUUUCUGGAGGAAACUGGUUUGUUCCAGAUGGGACCAGAGUAGCUUUUGAUGAGGUUACAGGAUUCAGCAGAACCAGAGGCUCUAUGGUAGUGAGACUGAGGAGGACCACUGGUACUGGUACUGCAGCUGAAGGAAUAUAUCACUGUGAGGUAAUGGACAACACAGAAACUGACCGGACAGUUUAUGUAGGAAUAUACAAUGGAGGAGGAGACAUUUCAAUACCUGGGGAACUGGCAGUGGACUCUGACCUCAAUGGAGCCAGUCCUCAGUUCACCCUCACCUGUAUCUCAACUGGUGGACCUGCUACCACUGUCACUUGGACCAGAGACUCCACCACUGUCACCCAAGGAGCCCAGACUGUGUUGAAUGACCCAGUGACUGCACAGUACACCUACACUCUGACUGUGACUACUGCAGGAGUGUACACUUGUACUGUGGCUAAUAACAAGCCAUCUUCUGCUUCAGCUAGCUUCACAUUGGAGGGUCCCCCAUCUCCCACUGAUGUGACAGCAGUCCAGACUGGUCCCACUAGUAUCACAGUGACCUGGACUCCUCCUGAUCCUCUGGAUGGUAUCACUGGCUACAGGAUCUCCUUCGCUGGAGGCAGUGGUGUGGAUAUUGAUGGUGGCUCUACCAACAGCUACACUCUGACUGGUCUCACCAAUGGACAGACCUACACCAUAUCCAUUGUAGCGAUAGUUCCAAACAGACCAACAAGUGCUCCUGAAGUUCGAGAGAUCACAUUAGUGAGUGUUCCAGAGAAACCAACCAUAGAUAUGGACAUCAUUGAUACCACAUCCACUACCAUCACUAUCUCCUGGAGCCUUCCUCCUGAUGUAACUGGCUUUGAGGUGAGCUGGGAGCUAACAGAGCAGACGAGAAGAAGAAGACGAGUCCGCAAUGCUGAGGGAGGGACUAGUGGACGACUCUCUGCAGACCAGAACAGCUACACUAUCGACAAGCUGAGGAGUGGAACUAGCUAUGACAUCACUGUCACAGUCUUCAACCCUGCUGGGAGCUCUUCCACCACCUUCACUCGCUCUACUGAUGGAGGAGGCAGAGAGUACUAGCUGUGAAUGUGACAACACUUCAGCCAUUAUCGGUGGAGUAGUGGCUGUGGUUCUUAUAAUCGCUACCUCACUGACAGUCAUAGUGGUAGUGAUUCUAGUGCUGAGAAGUCGCAGUGGGAAUUAUUCUGCAAAAACAAGAGCUACAGUUGGAGCUACAAAUCAAUCAGUGGAGCUCUCCAAGCUCUCAGAGCCAACAUAUGCAGAUCCAGACCAGCUCCAGACCACCAGUAAUGAGGCCUACAAUGUAGUGAGAGGGACUGGAAGGACAGCUGAAGAUGAUUAUGAAGUACCACAAAACCUUCCUCCCACCACCUCCUCUCAACCUACCACUACUGCUGCUACUGGAGACUAUGAACCUGUGUGACAGUGGACAUGACUUGUGCAUAGAGCCCUCCUUUGAACAUUGUUUGUUUUUGCUACAUGAAUAUCAAUACUAUGUCAGUUUGUACACCUCAACAGAAAGA